Dioscorea cayenensis subsp. rotundata (Guinea yam) is the source of this 2492-nucleotide messenger RNA. RefSeq names its product protein MICRORCHIDIA 7-like. Lineage: Eukaryota; Viridiplantae; Streptophyta; Magnoliopsida; Dioscoreales; Dioscoreaceae. The transcript has 21 exons. Gene Ontology annotation, molecular function: ATP hydrolysis activity. Gene Ontology annotation, cellular component: nucleus. The record is from RefSeq and is a predicted model, not a curated record. The coding region runs from base 60 to 2396 and encodes 778 amino acids.
CUCUCUGGUUCUCUACUUCCAUUGAAAUCAUCUCCGAAUCACUCCUCUCUUUGCCGAAGAUGAUGGUCUCCGGCGUGAAGCGCGAGCGCAUCGAACCGCAGGUGGCCGUGCCGGUGGUGAUAAAGUCCACCGUCAUCGAGUUGAGCAGCAGCGAUAGCGAUUCCGACGCCGAUGUUGGUGUGGGAGGCGGGACCGGGAGAACUAGGGUUUCUAACAGUGGUUCCGUUGUUGGAGGGCUUGCUAAGAAGGCCAAGGCUGACUCUGCGCUCCCUCUUGGGUUUCUUGAUCCUCUGCCUCUUGAGGAACCCCGCGUUGCCAACUCGGUGAUGAGGAAGGGGUGUCGGCAGUUCUGGAAGGCUGGGGAUUUUGAAGACGUUCCCGUUGUUGAUUCCACGUCGGUCACUGUUGGCAUGGAUCAUGUGAGAGUUCAUCCGAAGUUUCUACACUCAAAUGCUACCAGUCACAAGUGGGCACUUGGAGCUUUGGCUGAACUUCUGGACAAUGCUCUGGAUGAGGCUUGCCAUGGAGCUACAUAUGUCAACAUAGACAUGAUGGAGAAUAAAAAAGAUGGAAGCAAGAUGUUGAUUGUUGAAGAUAAUGGUGGUGGCAUGGAUCCAGAUAAGAUGAGGCAUUGUAUGUCUCUAGGCUACUCAGCAAAGAGCAAAAUAGCAAAUACUAUUGGGCAGUAUGGAAAUGGCUUUAAAACAAGCACCAUGAGACUCGGUGCAGAUGUGAUAGUGUUUUCACGGAGUCGCGGAAGAGAUGGAAAAAGCCCUACACAAAGCAUUGGGUUGCUGUCCUAUUCAUAUUUGAGGAACACGGGCAAAGAGGAUAUUGUAGUUCCAAUGCUUGAUUAUAAAAAAGGAGGGCAGAUUUGGAAGAGAAUGAGAACAUCUUAUUCCAUUGACUGGAAUACAAAUCUAAACACAAUCAUUGAUUGGUCUCCAUAUUCAAGUGAGGCUGACCUUCUACAGCAGUUUAGCAAGAUGAAAGAUCAUGGGACUCGAGUGGUCAUAUAUAAUUUAUGGGAAGAUGAUCAAGGGAAGCUAGAGCUUGAUUUUGAUGCUGACCAACAUGAUAUUCAAGUUAGAGGGGUCAACAGGGAUGAGAAUAAGAUUCAAAUGGCUAAACAAUUUCCCAACUCUAGGCAUUUCCUAACAUAUCGGCAUUCUCUUAGGAGCUAUGCAUCAAUGCUUUAUCUUCGACUUCCUCGAGGCUUCAGAAUGAUUUUGCGUGGCAAAGAGAUUGAACAUCACAAUAUUGUCACUGACAUGAUGAUGAAGGAAGAGGUUACCUACAGGCCACAGCCAAGUGCAGAUGGUGUUCACAAGGAUCCAAAUAUGGUUGCAGUUGUGACCAUGGGCUUUGUCAAAGAUGCCGAACACCAUAUUGAUGUCCAAGGAUUUAAUGUCUACCACAAAAAUAGAUUGAUCAAGCCAUUUUGGAGGGUCUGGAAUCCACCAGGAAGUGAUGGCCGUGGAGUAAUAGGUUCAUUGGAGGCUAAUUUUGUUGAGCCAGCACAUGAUAAACAAGAUUUUGAAAGGACAAUAGUGCUCUCAAGGCUUGAAGCACGUUUAGUUCAGAUGCAAAAAACAUACUGGUCAACCAAGUGUCAUAAAAUUGGCUAUGCUCCAAGAAGAAACAAGAAACUUAUUGAGUCAGAGGAUAAGGAGAGCUCACCUGAAGCCUAUCAACCAUCAGCUCGGCGUUCUGGAAAAGGCUCAAAAAACAGUACUUCAGCUAUUGGAUCUAUUAAAAAUAGAAAUCAUAAAGAUGAGACUUUGGGCGUUGCAAAUGAAAGAACUUCUCAGAAGUCUGGAAAGAAUUCUUCUAGAAGGUCGGCAUUGAACAGAAUAAUGCCCGAUAGUGAAGAAAGUGACUCUGAGGAUGAAUGUAUUCCCUCUGACAGAGCAGUAAAUGGAUGUGGUGAUAAGGCUGCAGUUGCUCAGAAGUCUGUCACAAAAGACGGUGUUUGUCCAUCCUUGUCUUCCCCUUCUCCCACUAAGGGUGGAGGAGAUGUGACAGCUGACAAAAUGACUACCAGAUUACAAUCAAAGACCACGAGCAUUGCAUGUGAUGUAAAUGGAUCUAGACAGGAGGAAGCCGAAUUAAGUCUCGAACAGUUGAAAGCUGAAAAUAAAGAUCUGAAAGAAAGAUUACGGAAAAUGGAGGAAUCAAUGGCAAUUGAUUUACAGAAUGAGAAGGACAAGAAUAAAUCUUUGGCUGAGCAAUUAGAAGCAGCCGAGAAAAAACUAGAAGAGCUAAACAAAGAACAAGAGGCAUUAAUAGAUAUAUUUUCAGAAGAAAGGGUUCGUCGUGACAAAGAAGAAGAAAAUUUGAGGAAGAAGUUAAAAGAUGCGCAGGCAGAUAUUCAGAAAUUGCAAAAUCAGAUGUAGCUGAAUAAUUUUCUGCUGAAUAGAAUUUUGUUAAAUCUUUGUGCUGCUGCAAUUGCUUUGGGGAUUAAUGAGGGGGGUAUCUUAUUUUUGGUUAUU